This is a messenger RNA of Cornus florida, 4651 nucleotides long. RefSeq lists its product as uncharacterized. The record is from RefSeq and is a predicted model, not a curated record. Gene Ontology annotation, molecular function: mRNA binding. Gene Ontology annotation, cellular component: nucleus. The transcript is spliced from 13 exons. NCBI's taxonomy places the organism in Eukaryota, Viridiplantae, Streptophyta, Magnoliopsida, Cornales, Cornaceae. Bases 245 to 2494 code for a protein of 749 amino acids.
UUGAUACUCCAGCAAUUGCGUAUUAGUUUCUUCUAACACCGACUUAGAUAUCUUGCUUCCAACCCAAGUACAAAGAAAUUUCUGCAAAUUGAUUCAGUGUCGCUGUUUCUGAAGACCUCCUUUUCUUGUGUUUUUUUUCGGCUAACAUAGUCCUCCAUAGAGUUAUAUACACUCAUAUAUAUAUAAUUAUAUAUAUAUAUAGUUCAAUCCUAUACAGGAGCUCCGCAACUGUUAUCCCUAAAUUAUGCCGCCGCGCGCAGUGAAACGACCCUCCACUGCCACCGCCCUUAAGAAGAAAACCCCUAUCAGAGAAAAUGAAUACAAGGAAUUUGUUCCUAGAGAGUUGGACGAAUCGGAAAGGUUGGAACUUGAAGAUAAUGACAUCCACACUGAUGCGGAAGAGCAUGGCGGUGGAAAUGUUGGGAUGGAAAGGCACUGGGAUAUGGAAGGUAGUGAGGACAGUAUAGAUGGGGAAAACGUGGCGGAUAUGAUGGAAGGUUACGAGGAGUUGCGGAAGGAAGAAAUGGGCAAGGAGGGUGUCAGGGACGAACAUGGAGUGGAGCUAGAUGAGUUUGAAAGCGAGCAUCAUGACGUGGUCAAAGAGAGGCGGAAAAGGAAGGAAUUUGAGGUUUUUGUUGGGGGAUUAGAUAGAGAUGCCACUGAGGAGGACCUAGGAGAGGUUUUUAGUCAGGUGGGUAAAAUCACUGAAUUGAGGCUCUUAAAGAACCCAAUAACUAAGAAGAACAAGGGCUUUGCUUUCAUACGUUUUGCAACUGUUGAGCAGGCCAGGCGUGCUGUCAAUGAACUUAAGCAUCCAGUGGUUAAUGGGAAGCAAUGUGGCGUAGCGCCGAGUCAAGACAGUGAUACAUUGUUUGUUGGUAACAUAUGCAAGCAAUGGACGAAGGAGAUUCUGAAGGACAAGCUUGCUGAUUUUGGUGUUGAAGAUUUUGAAGAGUUGACAUUGGUCGAAGAUACUAAAAACGAGGGUAUGAAUCGGGGAUUUGCUUUUCUCGAUUUUUCUUCCAGAGCAGAUGCCUUGGAAGCUUGCAAGCGCUUGCAGAAGAGGGAUGUUGUGUUUGGCACAGAUCGAACAGCUAGGGUUGCAUUUGCAGACACUUUUAUUGAACCUGAUGAUGAAAUCAUGGCACAGGUCAGGAUUGUAUUUAUUGAUGGUUUACCUUCUACUUGGGAUGAGGAUCGCGUCGAGGAGCAUCUCAAAAAGUAUGGGAGGAUUGAAAAGAUUGAACUUGCUCGAAAUAUGCCAGCUGCAAAAAGAACUGAUUUUGGAUUUAUAACAUUUGAUACACAUGACGCUGCAGUGGCUUGUGUUGAUGGUGUUAAUAAUUCUGAGAUUGGUUAUGGAGACAAGAAGGUGAAGGUUAGGGCAAGGUUAUCUAGGCCGCGGCAGAGAGGUAAGUCUUCUAAACAUGCUCGAGGAGGUUAUCCAGUUGAACAUGGAGGUCUUCGGGGUGUCAAAACUUCAUGGGGCUCUAGCGUGCCUCACAUGGAUUCUUGGAGGUUCACAGGCCGUAGUGGGAGAAGCAUUCAAAGUCGUAGUGCAUAUGAUGGAGGUCUUAGGCGAUCACUUGAUUCAAGGGAUAGACACCCAAUCAUGGAUGUGGUUCCUGAUAGAGUUGGAAGCAGGAGGAGAUUUCCUUCCCCAGAAAGAUCCUUCAGCAGAAGGUCUCCUGUUUUGUCUUAUGGAAAGAGCAGCUUACAGAAAAAGUACAUGCGGGAAGAUGAAUCUUUUUCUAGGCCACAUGAUUUUGCUAGAUCUCAUACGGAGAGGCAUUCUUACAAAGUUGCCUACCCUUCACAUGGAUCUGGGUACUUGGAAAGUUCCCCAAGGAGUUUUUCUCAUGGUGUUACUCGUAGAAUGUCUCCUCUUUAUGAUGAUGAUGAUGAUGGCUAUGAAAGAUAUAUUGAGCAGCCCUCAAGCUAUCGGGAGGGCCAUAGCCGUGAUUACGGUUCAUUUUCUGGCUCAAAGCGUUCCUAUUCAGCAAUUGAGGAAGCUCAUCCUCGUCAUGCUGAAUCAUCAAUUAGGCAGUCAAGAGGCCGUUCUGACUAUGGGGGUAGCAAUUCUCGCGUGCCGUAUGGUGAAGUUUCUUAUGGGAGUGACUCUGCAAGGCUGAGGCGUGGCUCUCGUUCAGUGUAUGACGGGGGUAGGAAUUCUUCAGGGCAUUCCCAUGGACUGUAUGACACAGGCACAUCAAGUAUGGGGUACAGAAGAGGUAUUGAGGAGAUCAGCAGAGGGGCUUCAAGGCGUUCUCAUGAAAUGUAUGAUACAGGCACAUCAAGUAUGGGGUACCAAAGAGAGGAGAUCAGAAGAGGGGAUGUGGAGGGGCUCUAUUCCAGCUAUGCUAGGGAUCAAUCUUCCAGGGAUUACUUGCCUUCUCGAUCAGAUAUGGAUGCAAUCUCAUACUCUCCUGUCUACACAAGUCGUCGCAUAAAUGAUGGCUACUUAAGUGGCAGAGAUUCAGGGUCAUAUUAUUAAGGGAAAAUUUAUGUUCUAUUCAUGUUAAUGUCCCGUGGCUUUACAACUAGCCUAUCUGGUUGUUUAUGAAAGGGAUAUAUUGGGACUGCGUUUACAAUAUAUUCAUCCAUUUGAGCUGAACUGAUUGAUCAGACCGCCUCAGGUUGACGAGCUUCACUAUUUGCCUGUAAAAUGAUUGGUGUAAUGAUUGGUUAAGAAGAGAAGUUGAAAACUUUUUUUUUUUUUUUUUGUUUUUAGUUUAAUUUGAAUAGAAUUAUUCAUUUACAAUUCUCAAGAUCGAGCGAGUGUUGGUUUGUUUGAGUAUGAUGUAUCCUGUUCAGCCUUUCGAAACUUUAUUUUGCAUCAAGUUAGUCAUAGCCAAGUGACCAUAUUAUUGCGACGAAUGUUAGAAAGUUUUGUUAGAAAUUAGCAAUAUCCAGUAUGUUUUCUUUCAUAUUCCUUGAAAGGGCAGAACCAGGAUUCUUUUGUAGUGUUGGUUUCAUUCAUAUAGGCUGCCAGUCAUCGUGAUCUUAGGCGAGAUUACAAACUGCAUUUCUUCCAGAACUGUUAUAUCUCAUUUUCUUGGGAUCAACCAGGAAAUUUUGGUUCUUUUCUUCCUGUGCCGCACCGCAAGUUUUCUUGGCAUCUAGAUAUCACAACUGAGGCUAUACUCAAUUGGCAUUGGUGGUGUUGCAGCAACAACAGAGAUCCAAACGUUAAAUCUGUAGGGGAAGAAGGUUCUUUUAGUCCACAAUCUGUGUUUAUCCUACAAUCUGUGUUUAUCCUCCUCUUUUUUUUUAUUCAUAUCCUCAGUCACGAAAGUGUGGAGUUGACAGAACAUCGAAUUGCCAUCUUGUUCAACAAUUUGGCUCCAACCAAGAUUUGUAAGAGGCAGUGUUUGUAUUUGAUAUGGCAUUUAUACCCAUUACCUUCUUCUUUUUUUGUCUCUUCUGAACAUGAGAAACUCAAGAGAUGUGAUAACUUCUAGAACAAUAAUAUAUCUUCCGAACUUCUAGAGCAAUGAUACAUACAUCCUCCGAAUUCAGAAGUUGAGACCUUACGCGUUAAGGACUAUUCCAUACCCAAAAUAUGCUGAAGGACAGGGGUACAAGACAUUUUUACUAAACUUUGACAAACUAUAGCAAAUUGGUGCAAGUUUCCAAUUGAACUUGCUUUGACCUAUAUAGCUAGGUUGUGGGAUGUUUUCUAUUUGGCAAUAGCAGAUGCAGAGCUAUGAUUAGAGUCUAUCGGUGGUGUAAUGUCAGUAGCAUUAAGCAAACUUGUCAGAGAUGAGCUCACCAAUAUUGAAAGUGAUCGUGAAAAGAUAAAGCUUAUCAUUGUUUUACUUUUUACAAGUCAAGGAAUUGAGAAAUGGUCCCGUCCUAUCACAGACCUUCAUGCGAGUUAGCUUUAUUUAUUUUUGAGCCACGAACCAAAAAAAACACUUUUAUGUCAUGCGUUCUAAAAAUUAUAUUUGAGUGGAGAAAAAAAAAAAAAAAAAAAUUAUAUUUGAUGGGUGGGCAUUAAACUGUUCUAAAAAGUCCAUUUAUCUAAAUGCAGAACUAUUCAUUUAUACGCUUUCACUUCCCAUCUAAAUCGUGGAAUAAAUAUAACUUCUAACAACCUGUAUAUAUAUUUAUUAAUCAAAUUUUCUUUAUUUUUUGGGUUAAGUGUAAAAAACCUCACUUUGUACAAAAUUAAUUCUUAUUUUUUAAAAAUGUAUAUACAAGUCCAGAACUAACCAUUUUUUUACAAAAAGUAAAAUUAAAAACUUCAUUUUACCCUUUUAUUUUUCAUUUUACCCCACCUAUUUGUGCAUAUAAUCCCUUCUAAACCCAAUUCGGCCCUCUCUCUCUCUUGUUAUAUUAUACAAUAUAUACAUACAUACAUACAUACAUAUAUAUCUUCUCCAGUGGCCACCUGCCCCAAGAAGAAAGGGUGGAAGAGUUUGUGUCAAUUGUUGAGAAGUUUUUAGAAAGAGUUUUUGGUGGCUUGGAGGAGAAAUGUCUGCAAGCAGCAACUGGAGAUCUGUAUCAAUCUUUGAUAUACAACUUGCUGAUGUUAAUUUGCGAAUUUUUGGGUACAACCUGAUGCAAAGACUAGGGCUUUAUAGCAAAAUAUUCUCAAACAACAGAAGAAUUUAUUGUAAAAAGAAACAAUAGUUUAGAAAUUGCAAUA